AGCAUUUUGGGAAAGGGGGGAUAGAUGGAGAGGGAGAGUUUAGCGAGUGCCGCUUUAGGUUGCUGGAUAUCCCCUUCUGUCUUGCUGUCACGACACGAGGCGGUAACAACGUCUCUCACCAAUCAGCUACACUACGCUACGCUGCCUACUACCGAAGACUUGCACUGACAAUAUUACAAUUUCUUUUGGACAAUCGUUUCUUUUCUUCAUAUCCUAUCUAUCCUCCGCUCCAUCCGGGUUCCCCUGAGAUCCGAGGUCUCGUGCGGGCACGGCUUCUGGCUCAGGGCGUUUGAGAUCACUCGUCAUAACAACACUGUCCCUAUCGUCUCAUCUUCAACACCUCAACAACCCACACUAUCAUGAGAAGCAAUAUGGCUUCUCCUCAAGAGGAAGCCGAGUCCCUGAUUCAAGGCUCUGAGAUUUCCGAACCAACGCCCUCAGAAUCCUCCCACGAUGAACCAGCUCCGGCAGUAGAAAAGCCGGUAUACGGAAACUCAAGACGCAAGACGAUGUUAAAACUCGCCGCUGGAAUCGCAUUAGGCCUCGUUGCCAUAUACUGGGCCCUCAUUUCCCUCUACAAUUCCUUCAUAGCAAGCUACCUACGCCACUCCGCUCAUCCCAAGUUUCCAUACUACUUUGACCCCAAUCCGGAAUUAUGGCCUGGUCCGACCGCCACAGGACGUGCUCCGUUUCUUGCCCAGGCGACGGUCGCUCCAAGCUUUGGCCAAGCGCCGAAUAAGACCAUGGAAAGACUUUGGGCUCAUCUUUCGCCCUACUCGUUGAAUUAUGAGGGUUGGGGAAUUGAGGAAUAUCCUUUGCCGGUUGGCGCGAAGAUUACACAAGUUCACGUGAGGAAGCGAAAUGUAAUGGGUAGGAUGUAUGGAAUAGGGCUGAUGUUGAUAUAGACUCUUCAUCGACAUGGAGCGAGAUACCCAACUACCGGAGCUAAUGUGGAAAGUUUGGGCAGUAAGAUGACUACCGUUGCAGGAAGAUUCAAUGCCUCUGGGCCUCUGGAAUUCCUAAAUACUUGGUCUUACGGUUUGGGAGCAGAGAUUAUGGUUCCUGCUGGACGAUUGCAAUUAUUUGAGUCUGGGGUUCAUCGAUAUUACCAAUAUGGACAUCUCUAUGAGCCAGGAACCAAGAUUCUAGUUCGCUCCACUACCCAAAAAAGAAUGCGAGAAGUAACGUCCCCAUAAUGUUUAGACUUCAUAGUAUGGCAGCUAAUUUUCAACAGAGUGUUUGGAAUUUCCUUUCUGGCUUCUUUGGCCUUGAGUGGCAGGAGUAUGCAGAGGUCGGUUAUGGUAUUGAGGGAUUCAGCAAUAAUGCACGCUGGAAUACUUCUCUUGCAGGAUACAAUAAUUGUCCCAAUUCCAACAAAGACCAAAACAAAGUUGGUCAGAAUGUGUCUUCUGCGUGGCAAACCAAAUACCUCCAAAAUGCGACAGCACGCAUCAACAAUCUGGUCGAAGGAUUGGUUUUUGAGACUAAGGAUGUAUAUGCUAUGCAAACUAUGUGUCCUUACGAAUAUGUAAGCCUUUCCAUCCCAUUUUCCUUUCCGAAAGACACUGACUGAAUUCACAGGCCGCAUUUGGGUACAGUCCUUUCUGCAAGCUAUUCACAUUCGAUGAGUGGGAGGGAUUCGAGUACAGCAUUGAUCUGUGGUUUUCAGGUGGCUCAGGGUUUCGUAAGUACAACCUCAUCCAUCUUUCAUACGUAGCCCCCAUCACUUCGUUUCGUCUCAUGAUUUCCUGCCAACUCAUCACCUCGCCCCCAAAUUGUGUUGUAUCAUCCAUCCUGACCUCCAUGCCUCAGAAUCCCCAACCGGCCGCGCAGUCGGCCUCGCCUGGCACCAAGAACUCCUCGCCCGUCUGGAACACCACACCCUCUCCUUCUCGCACUCCCAAAUCAACACCACCCUCGACAGCACCACCGAAACCUUCCCCCUGAAUCAAACCCUGUACUUCGAUUUCAGCCACGACACCAACAUCAUGAGCAUCCUCACCUCCCUCGGCUUCUCGCAAUUCUCCGCCCUCCCCGCCGACCACCCCGGCCCACACAACCUCACCGUCUCCAACAUCACGCCCUUCGCGGGCCGUCUCGAUGUCGAGGUGCUCACUACGCCGCAUCCUGUCCGAGAAGAUCGGAGCUAUGAUCCUAAAGGGGCGGAGACUAGGUACGUGAGGUUCAAGUUGAAUGAACGGACCCUGCCCCAUCCGAGGUGUGCGCCCCGUCAGGAUGGCCUCUGUGAGUUGGAGCACUUGCUGGAGAUUUUGAGGGAUGAGGAGAGUAAGGUUGAUUAUGAGAUGGCGUGUUUUGGGGAUUAUGAACCGGCGCCUUGGGGAGCGAUUACGGAUGGGAGGCCGUUGGGGCUAAAAGAUUGAAAAGGGGGGAGGGGGUUUAAAAAUUGUGUUUUAGAAAUUGUAGUCUUUCUGAGGCCGCUGGGGGGUGGAGGGAGGCGUUUCAAAAGAAGAACUGAGUGAGCUGGUUGGAGUUUUGUGCGAUUGGUUUUUUUCUUUUUCUUUUUCUUUUUCCCCCUCUUCUUCUUCUUUUUUUGCACGUUGUAGUAGGUACGGAGACUUGUAUGUAUGUAUGUAUGUUUAGAUAUAUUAAACUACUAUAGAAGGAGAGAGAUAUAAAAAUAUGAAAAUGAGAAAAUCG
This is a messenger RNA of Hymenoscyphus albidus, 2658 nucleotides long. Lineage: Eukaryota; Fungi; Ascomycota; Leotiomycetes; Helotiales; Helotiaceae. The record is from the annotation of a GenBank genome assembly.